Messenger RNA from Xenopus tropicalis (tropical clawed frog), 3921 nucleotides. It is a transcript of the gene telo2, whose product is annotated as telomere maintenance 2. The record is from RefSeq and is a predicted model, not a curated record. The transcript is spliced from 21 exons. Lineage: Eukaryota; Metazoa; Chordata; Amphibia; Anura; Pipidae. Bases 222 to 2738 code for a protein of 838 amino acids. Gene Ontology annotation, cellular component: nucleus; chromosome, telomeric region; cytoplasm.
UAGUACCUUUUUUAUUAUUCCAAAUCCUACAGCAAGUGAAUUUUACCUCAGUCCCUAACCCUUAUGGCUCCGCCCCUCCUAUUUGCCAAUACACUCUCCUCUUUCCCUGUGCGCUACCCUUAGGUUUACAAUUCCUUCCGCCCCGCCCAGUUCUAGGACCAUCUGGAAGUUAUCAGCCAAUAAACAGCGCUGCAGAAACACGGCUCUUUAUAUAAGGGUUGAUGAAUACAAGACAAUCUAAACACAAUAUGGCCCCUGUCUCUACUGUUGUCAAAAAUGCUAUCUCUGACCUGGCCAAGAUAAGUGAUGGAGAAAGGUUGAGGGAGGCGCUGCUGAGCCUAAAGAGCUACCUGGGAACAGGAGAAAACUCAGCUCAAACUCAGGAGACUACAGAGUUCAAUAGGAACCAUUACACCCCCGUUCUUGAGUUUUUGGUGGCCCAAAUGGGUCCACAGUGGUUGGACCUGCUGACUUCAGAAAGGCUUGAGUUGUGGGACAGCUUUUUUCUAGAGGGUCCACCUGAUCAGGCCUUUCUGGUGCUCAUGGAUAGCUUGGGGAAAACUGGGCCCAGCAUCCGCUUGGAUCGCUGUGUGCAUGUGUUAGAGAGAUUCCUGCAGCGGGGAGCGCUUGCUGAGGUGAUCUGGGAGGUCUGCCAACAGCAGCUCGAGAGCAACCCAACAUCUGUUCUCCAUGAAGCCAUUCUGGGGAGGAUCAGCAGUCUGCCGGACCACCUAGCCAAUUGCCUCCAGCAACACAACAAACCUUUAUUCUAUCCUAAGAACUACUACCCCCGCCUGGCAGGCUCCAUUAUCCGUGUGUUACAAAUGGUCUCAGAUGCAUUAAGAGAUGGCAAGAACUGUUCCAUCUCUUUUGCAUCUCAGGUUGUGGGUAAAGUCUGCAUGCAGGGUCGGCAAAAGGAGCUGCUUUCAGUCCUGGUGCCACGACUGAAAUCCCUCGUCCAAUCUGAUUGCAUCUGGCAGAGGAUUUGCUGGCGACUAUUGGAGUCAGUUCCUGACAGAUGGAUGGAGCCUGUAUUAACUGGAAUUGUGCAGACGGCGCCGGGAGCAGAAGUGUUAUCCCAAUUGUUGGGUGAUCUUGUAGUAAAGAAUAAAAGGACACAGUUUUUAUUAACCAAGAAGAUGCUAUUCCUGCAGUAUGGUCUCAAGAAGGAUGCCCUACAGAGCAUUCUGGGAUACCUGUCAUUGGAUGCAAGUCGCAGACAUCUGUUAGUCAAGGUUCUGCGGGAACUCCUGGAGGUCUGGUCGUCUGGCAGCGUGGUCAAACACUCCCCCCAUCCUCAACUUCUGCAUGUGAGCCGCUGCCUGCUGAUCUGCCUGGGCCUCCUGAACAAGCAGGAAAUUGAGAGCUGCAAGCAAGACCUGCUUGUAUCACUAACUUCCGGAGCUCGAAAUUACUUAGACAGUUCUGUUCCCACCACCCGACGUAUGGGAAUGGUAGUAGCGGAAUGUCUGAGCCACCACAUUGACACUGAGGGACCGGGUCUUUCUUUCCAGUAUGAAGAAGAUGAGGACACCAGAGAUCUGAAGGCUCUUCUGAAGCCUCCACAUAUGGUUGAAACUGACUCUGCUGAUUUUGUGAAAAGACCUGUAGAGAGUUCUCCGUCCAAAUCACCACUGUCAUCUCCAGAAGUGAGAGAAAAGUCUAAGGUGAAAGUCAAGGCUGACCAGGCAUCUGACUCAGAUCUGGACAGUGACGAUGACUUGGUUCCUUAUGAUAUGAGUGCAGACACAGAGCUGAAGAAGAGUAAAGCACCAGCCUACAUACGGGAUUGCAUUGAAGUGCUUUUAUCAGAUGAUGUGGAAAAGCUGGAGGUGACCAUGGCCUCCCUGGCAACACUGAUCCAGGCAAACACAUUAGCCACAAAAGAGGUCAGCAUGGAACUCGCCAAGAUCCUCUUGCACAUUGAUGAGAAGCCCAGUGUGGCGCGCUUCACAGAGUUGCGGCACGCUGCCCUUGUGGCUGUCACUGUGACUGACCCUGUGACGGUAUCGCAGUACCUUACUAGUGAAUUCUACUCCCUCAACUACAGUUUGCGACAAAGGAUGGACAUUUUAGAUGUAUUGUCCUCUGCAGCCCAAAGCCUUUCAGAGAAGCCCUCUCACGAGACAUCAGCAGAGUCUGGCUCUAUAAACACUGACCCACAUUCUAUUAGAAGCACAGCAUGGACUUCAUCGGAAGUGCCAGUUAACUGGAGGAAGGUGGUGGAGGAGCGUAUUGCAAGCAAGACAAGGCGCUUUGCCAAGGGUCAUUCAGCUGCUACACCUGUCCCUGCCCCCAACCGUUACCAUGCUGUAGCCGGACAUUUCUUCUUCCCACUCAUACAGAACUAUGACAGGCAAAUUGUUACCUUUGACCUUCUUGGAGAGGAUCGUCUGGUUCUUGGGAGGAUGGUUCAUACACUUGGCAUAUUAAUGCACCUGACAUUGAAUGCUCCAAUUGCUUCUCAGAUGGGAAAGGCUCUCCUUGAAUUCGUGUGGGUUCUACGUUCCCAUACUGAUGCGUUUGUGAGACAGGGUCUUCUGUUCUGUAUCUCUACUGUUCUGCUCAGUGUCCCCUGGGAGCACCUUAUGACUGACAUGGCAGAAGAAGUAGUGGAGACACAGUGCUGGUUAGCAGAGGUAGCCGAGAGAGACUCAGAUGAUGACUGUCGUCGCCUGGCCCUUAAUGGGCUUUUUCUCAUGGAAAAGUUAAGAAGCAAUAUUCAGGGAAACCCAUGAGUUUCUUCAUGUGUGGUACUGCUAUGGCCUGAGCUGUGUGUAGCUGGUUUGUGCAUUUAAGUUGCAGAGGCCAUCCCUGAAAAAACACAAUAUGUAUUUGAUGGGGUGAGGUGCAGAUGGGGUGAGACUCCUACUUCACUUCUGGUUAUUUGGCCUGUAAAUUCUAACAUUUACCUCCUGUCUGCCAUGGUUAGCAAGACCUAUAUUCUACAAAGUUACCUGCAGAUAGUAAGCUUGAGCCUGACCACUCAGAUUGCUACAAUCAUGUAACCUAAUACUUAAAGUACUUUCCACCUUUGCCUCAGCCUAACACAUUUACAUGGCUGUGAUACAACAGGCCUGUGCCAGUAGUACUAUGCCCUGUGAUGCAUUCACACAACUGCCUAGAAUGCUACAAGUGUAUUUCUACCAGUAUUUUCAUGCCUUGACUUUGGUGCAGCAACUGAGAUCCCUCUAAAGAUACCUUGGUGCCGGACAUGCAAGUGGAUGAAGUUGUUGAACAGCAACUACGUAGGUCUUUCUACCAGAGAUUCCCUUUGUUGCCAGUGGAAAGACUUUCAGGAGAGAUUAGUCGCCCGCGGUAGCAGAGAUCUAUUACAGGUACUAAUCUCUGUGUGGGGCAUCAGCCUUAGGUCUGAGUCCAGCCAGAGCUCACUAUCUGCAUAUUCUUGCUUGGGUGGGUUUCCUCUGUGUACUCUUCCCCGCCCCCCAUCCCAACACUUUAAAUUCAUAAAGGCAUGUUACUUUGAUUCUGACUCCAUUGUCCAUAAUGAGCGUCAUGUGAUAGAGACCUUAGAUUGUUAGCGCCACUGGGCCAGGGACUGAUGGCAAUGGCGUAUAAUCUCUGUGACGCAUUGCAGAUUAUGUCAGUACUGUAGAAAAUAAAGAAUAAUAAUUGUAUAACUUGUACCAUAUUAUAAUACAUGCUGUGUUUUUGGUAUACCUGUACGCUCUGAUUAUAAUAAACUUUUUACAUUUAUUUAAGAAAAGCUUUAAAAAAGCUUUUUACUGAGGUGUGUGAUUUGAUGAUAUGGAACUAUAUCUAGUGUCAGUAUUUCAGCUAGAAUAAUACUAUAUACAGUAAUGGGAUCCCCUAUCUAGAAAGCUGUUAUCCAGAAAGCUUUGACUUGUGUAAAGAUCAUCUCUUAUAUACACCAUUUUAAUUAAAUGAAGUUUUUAAAAA